UUUAUCAGAAAGAGCUCUCUGCAAAUUUUAAUUUUCUUCCACUUUCUUCUUCUUUCUCGGAAGCCAAACAGAGGAAAUUGCCGAGGAUUGGUUAACAGAAGAUAAAUCGGAUAGGUGAAAUUGAGGAUCCGGAGCUGCGCGAGAGAGAGAGGAAUCCGGGGAGUUCUCAGAUACAUUUGAAGACCGACGGAGUAAUUGAUCUUAGCCGGUCCCGAUAAUUGAUUUUGUUCCGUUGAAAAUUCACGAAAGCUGAAGUUCUAGAGACUCUGUUUUUGUUUGACAGAUACAUUUUCCGGAGAUUGGAGCUGUUCGGAGAAGGAAUUUGAACGGACCUCUUCUCUUCCGACGAGUGGGAGAUCGAUUUCCGGCAUAUGAGAAGAUAGGAAUCUGAAAUAAGAGCGGGAAGAUAGGCAUGAAUGUCAUCAUUUUGUUGAAAAACUGAUUUCCUUUGCACAAACCCCAGGACUAAAAGUAGCGAGCUCGCGAGCAAUUCAACCGUGUGGUGCUUGGAACGUAGUCUGGCGAUCGAGUUUCUCCAUUUCUGGCUUUCGAUAGAGAAUCGCAGAUUUCUUCCACAGAAUUGAAGUUUUCAGGUUUAAGGAAAAAGGAUGAUUGAAAAAGACUCUUUGAGGAGCAUUACUAAUAAUAAUAACACCAGUAGCAGGGAGAGAAACGGGGGUGAUGGCGGAUUGUUAAGAUCGAGCUCAGAUCCGGCUAAACAGACGUCGUCUUGCGAUUUCGGAUUGCACUGGGGAAACCGGAAGCGCCUGAGGUGCAUGAAGAUCCAGGUCAAAGACGACGGGUCCGGUUCAGCCCACCGGACCACAGUUCGCGUAGAUCGUCGGGUUGUGAGGGCCGACAAGGAAUCGUCAAACCAGCCAACCACUACCGCAACGACUACUAACAACAAUACUAAUCACAGUAACGGGUACUUUAAUCUCCGUCAACGACCCACUUCGCCUCAGCCACCGCCUCCUCAGCGUAUUCUCAGGAACUCUGAGAAUUCGGGUGCCAUGAGAGGGCAAAGCAACGGUGGAGUGAGGGGAUUUGCUUCUCCGGACAGGGGUGCGCACGAUAAGAGAGGCAACCACAACCACCAUAGCAAUAAUGAUAACAAUAACAAAUCAGGAGGGUCGUCUGAGACAGCUCACGAUAGCAAAAAAGGAGGGUCGUCAUCAGGGAGCGGCGAGGCUGCAGCGGCUGCGGCCGCGGCCGCAGCAGCACCACCACCAGUGUGGCCACCAAAAUUCGUGAUUGCUCUUACCAAUAAAGAGAAAGAAGAAGAUUUCAUGGCGAUUAAAGGGUCUAAGCUGCCACAGAGACCCAAGAAACGGGCAAAGUUUAUUCAACGCACCCUCAAUUUGGUAAGUCCGGGUGCAUGGCUUUGCGAUCUGACACUAGAGCGGUAUGAGGUCAGGGAAAAGAAGAUCUCAAAGAAGAGGCCGAGAGGUUUGAAGGCAAUGGGUAAUAUGGAGUCAGAUUCUGAGUAAAAAGAAUGCUCCUGUACGUAAGAGGAUGUGCGAUGUGUUACAAAUGAUCAAUUUAAUUGGUCAGUGAGAACAGUGAGAGGGAUUAAAUUCAGCCAUAUAUCUAUUUCCCUUUUAACUGGCUUAUGUUAUUUGGGUAAUUUUGUUUUCAUUACCUACCUAUCAGCGAGUGAAAACCAGAAGAGAAGACUUCCAAGAAUGUGGCCUAAUGUGCAACCUUUCCUCAUAAAACACAUGCUUUCAUGUCUUCAAUCCCAAUCAGACCUCUUAAUAAAAAGGAUAACAUAAAUGGGAAUGUAGGGUUAAGAAGUUGGCAAAAUGAUAAAUCCACUCUAGUUACGAGUCCAGGGGAAAAUGGUUAUUAAGCCUGUCUCACGCCAUGCCAUGCCAUGCCAUGCCAUAUCCCAUAAGUUUACUUGCCCUGGAUGCAAGCCCCUUUUUUCAUGCAUAUACGGGCUGGACAUUUUGCUGCUUGGGUUGAGGUUCAGUUUCAGCUUGUGGAUUUUUAAGCUUUUGAUUUUGUUUUUUGUUCUUUGUACGGGAAAUGCUAGUGAUAUUUUCUCUAUCCCUCUUUCAUACUCUUUAUGAUUGAUUCAUGUGACUCAUGAUUUUUAUUUUUAUUUUUUGUAAUUGGUGAUAAGAAAUUAAAGUCAAGGUG
Rubroshorea leprosula is the source of this 2145-nucleotide messenger RNA. Lineage: Eukaryota; Viridiplantae; Streptophyta; Magnoliopsida; Malvales; Dipterocarpaceae. The record is from the annotation of a GenBank genome assembly.